This is a messenger RNA of Lytechinus variegatus (green sea urchin), 2989 nucleotides long. Its product is annotated as sodium-coupled monocarboxylate transporter 1-like. Gene Ontology annotation, cellular component: membrane. The transcript is spliced from 16 exons. Gene Ontology annotation, molecular function: symporter activity. Lineage: Eukaryota; Metazoa; Echinodermata; Echinoidea; Temnopleuroida; Toxopneustidae. Gene Ontology annotation, biological process: transmembrane transport; sodium ion transport. Bases 93 to 2003 code for a protein of 636 amino acids. The record is from RefSeq and is a predicted model, not a curated record.
UUUUUAUAUUGUCAUGAUUGUUGAUGAUGUGAGCGAAAGAUGGGGAACAGUUGCUAAUUCUUCUUUGCACACAGAACAGCAGUAAUGAAAAUAUGGAGAGCAACAAAAUAUCAAAACUCUUCACUCCCGGGGACUACGCGGUCUGUAUCACCAUGCUCGUCUUGUCGCUCGUCAUCGGACUCGUUGCUGCCUACGUCGAACGCCGUCAUCGUGGCCGACAUCGGAUAACCUCCGAACGUUUCCUUCUUGGCAGUCGACGUCUAAACGUCAUACCCGUAUCGAUGUCAAUGACGAUCCCGUUCGCAGCAGCGAUUAAUAUCCUUGGGACCCCGGUUGAUGUGUAUAUGUAUAAUACCAUGUUUUGGUGGAUAUGUUUGGCUUAUAUAAUCGGUGGUGCCAUUGUUUGUCGGAUGUUUGUGCCCUUGUAUUUCAACAUUGGCGUUGUUAGCGCUUUUGAGUAUUUAGAGCUUCGAUUCAACAAGACUGUGAGAGUAUUCUGCAGUCUACUAUUUAUUGUACAGAUGAUGGUAUAUCUCGGUAUUGUUUUAUAUGUGCCAUCAUUAGUUAUUCAAACUGUGACAGGUUUCAAUUUGUGGGCGAGUCACACCAUAAUCCUAGUCGUUGCUCUUAGUUUUACAACAGUGGGAGGAAUGAGAGCGAUCGUUUGGUCAGAUGUUCAUCAGACCAUCAUCAUUCUACUAGGUCUCAUUGCUGCCGUUGUCAUGGGAACGAACCAGGUCGGAGGACUGGGAGAGGUGAUGCGAAUAGCACGAGAGAGCGACCGUUUCAAACUAGCGGUGGUUAGUUUUGAUCCGACUGUCCGUCAUACAGUAUGGUCAGUAGUAGUCGGCAUGACUGUCAUUGUAGUAGGUACAAUGGGAACCAAUCAAGUCAUCGUGCAGAAGUACAUAAGUCUACAAUCACAAACACAGGCAAAAAUGGCCAUCAUGUUAUCAUCACUUUUAAAGGUGGUGGUCGUGUCACUCUGUGUAUUACUAGGCCUAGUAGUCUAUGCUGCUUAUAGCCUUUGCGAUCCUUACUCUGUUGGACAGAUCUCGCAUAUUGACCAGCUGACGCCCUUCUUUGUGAUGGAUCUGUUUUCAUCUAAACCUGGACUUCCUGGUUUAUUCGUUUCAGCAAUAUUGGCUGCAUCCAUCAGCUCGCUCUCUUCAGGUCUAGCCUCUUUGUCGGCGGUAACAGGAGAAGACGUUCUUAAAGCAUUCUGGCCAAAUAUUAGUCUCAAUAAAUACAGCUGGAUUCUACGCAUUCUAACAUUGUUUUAUGGAAUUGUAUCACUUGGAUUUGCUGCACUUGCGAGUAGCUUACAUCAGAGUAUUUUACCCCUAACUAUUUCUUUGUUUGGAGUUGUAGGUGGAAUUGUAUUAGGGAUAUUCACACUAGGAGUAUUCUUUCAUCGGAGUUCGUCUCAGGGAACCAUGGUCGGAGCCGUGCUGGGCCUAAUUGUUGUCGUGUGGUUGAAGCUCGGAUACACAGUCUCAUCGUCAGGAUCGCUUGGGGAAGUCAACCACCUGCUCGUUGGCGGGUGCAAGUACAUAAAUGCAACAACUAUAGCGGACGACAUCUCGGCGACGACCGCAACCACUGUAUUGCUCACAACCGUCGCCCCGCAAAGACGGAGGUUUCUGGCAGGCUUGUAUCGUUUAUCCUACCAAUAUUAUGCACCAUUAGGACUGGUCGUCACAGUAGCCCUGGGCAUGAUUGCAAGUGCCGUUUCUGGAUUCGGAGAUCCGGCCUCUGUGGAUCCUGGUCUUAAGCUGUAUGUUGUAGACUCACUGCUGUGCUGUUUACCCGUAUGUUUGAAGGAUCUAGUACGAAGAGAUGGUCAGCAUAAGGAGUAUAAAUAUCCACACGGCAUCGAUGAAAAACCCAACGAGAACGACAAGGAGACAUCGGAUCAUGAGGCAUCCGAAUUGCAGUCAGAUAUCCGAGAAGAACCGACUGAAAAUUCACACGAGGAUUAUGAAACCACGACGUGGUUGUGACGAUCACCACAUUCUUAACGCCUGUCGUUUUGUUAAAGUGCAAGUGGUUAGGCUUACCUUUUACUUAAGUUCCGAUAAUGAAGUUCAAGUAAAGUAAAUGCAGUGAAGAAUUAUCUCGAUGAAACUUUCGAGAAUUUUUUCCUUCUUCUGAACUAGAAAAAUAAGUAGUUUUAAAAAAGGCGCUAUGCCACAGACAGUGUUAGAUGGGCUGAGUUUUGCUAUGGUGCAUUUUUAAAACAUUCCUUGAAUAAAUUCUUUCAUUCAUGAUUCGCGCAUCAGAAGUCGAUACUAAAAACAAAUGUUGACGAAUAAAAUGAUUCAACCUCACAAUAACACUUUUUCUUCAUAAAAUGCGGGGUUUGUGAAGGGGUUUUCCAGUACAUAAAUAGCACAUACUCGUGGGCAAGAAUGAAAUUAAGCUUGGAGGAAAGGCCACCCUAAUUGCGAAAUUGAGAGAUAUUAGUCCUAUAUCGGGUUUGUUUAACAAAUCAAUACUGAAUGGAUGCCACUUAAUUCUCUAUUUACCUUGGAGAAAUUUGAAGUAUUGUUAUUUUUUUAGUUAAAUGUGUAUGCUAAUUUUUACUUGUAGAUAUUUGAAUCAUUUGGCUCAUUAUAAAGACAGAGUUUAUCGUAUGCAUUUCUUCAGAAACAUAAGCAUAUAGGGAAUAAAUAAAGUUAUAAUAUAUUCAGUUCAAUUUAUUCUCAUUUUUCUUAUAUCCACAAUGUUGAUGUUGUCAUUGAAAUUGUAAUGUUAAUUUAAGAUAUUUAUUUCCAGGGACCUCGGGGAAGAACAGAUGGGCUGCAUUAUUUUUUAGCCCAUCUGAAACGAGUCAUCCCUACGAUAUGUAUAAGUUUUAUAUGUUGUAUUAUAUUCAUUACUUAUGGUAUGAUUCUGUAAUACUAAUUUGAUCUUACAAUGUAUAUUUUGUUUAUAUUUACAUAUUUGUAUCGUGAAUAAACCAAACCAAACCACAAUGGAAAUAGCA